AUGUUUCUGAUCAAUGUCGAGAAUGCCAUAGAGCAGCUGACUUUGGACGAGAAAGUCAAGCUCCUCGCUGGGCAGGAUACAUGGGGCACCUGGGCGAAUGAUCGUGUCGGCAUUCCCCGAAUCACGACAUCCGAUGGACCUCAUGGCGUUCGUGGUACAAGCUUCUUCAAUGGCCCUCGCGGUAUGCUACUCCCCUCUGCGACGGCAAUGGGAGCGACAUUCGACCCCGAAUUGAUACAUACGGCCGGCGAGCUACUAGCAGCCGAAGCAAAAGAGAAGAAAUGCCAUGUCUUGUUGGCUCCAACCGUUUGCAUCCAACGGUCUCCCCUUCUCGGUCGUGGAUUCGAAGCCUUCGCAGAGGACCCAUGGCUCAGCGGAACCAUAGCAUCAGCAUACGUCAAUGGUGUUCAAAGCCAUGGCGUAGCUUGCGCGAUCAAACAUUUCGCCGCACACGAUCAGUCAAGCAUGUCGGUAGAGGACGAUGUUCGAGCAUCAGAGCGGACUCUUCGUGAGAUGCAUCUCCUGCCGUUCCAGCUAGCCGUCAAGAAUGCAAGUCCGUGGGCUUUCAUGAUGGCCUAUAACAAGAUCAAUGGUGUCCACGCCACUGAGAAUUCUUGGUUGAUGAAUCAGGUCCUACGGCAGGACUGGGGCUGGGAUGGACUUGUCAUGAGUGACUGGUUUGGCACUUAUAGCACCUCCGAGUCUCUCAAUGCCGGUAUGGACCUCGAGAUGCCAGGUCCGUCAAGGUGGAGAGGCGACCUGCUCGGUUGGGCCGUUAUGAGUGACAAGGUCAAGAAACCUACGAUCGACGCUAGCGUGCGAAACCUCCUCAAGCUCAUCAACAAGGUCCAACCUUGGAAGGAUGAAGCCCCCAAGGAAGUCGGAGAUACCCAGCGUAAGCGCGAUCUGUGCAGAAAGGUUGCAAGUGAGGCGAUUGUUCUUUUGAAGAAUGAGCGCAACAUACUUCCUUUGGACUCUAAUAAGAGGCAAACGUACGGAUUGAUCGGCCCAGCUAUUGGAAACCCAGCCAUCAGCGGAGGCGGCUCGGCUGAUUUGACGCCGCACUAUGUGAGCAGACCUUUGGAAGCCAUCAUCGAUGUUGUGGGAUCAGAGAAUGUCAAGACUGCAAUCGGAUGCCAGGCACACCUCUUCACUCCUCAAUUAUCAAAGGACAUUUCUGUACCCAACAGCACCGAGCCGGGAUAUCUUGUCUCCUGGUUCAAGGAAGAUCCCGUGCUUAACCCUGCCGCUGAGCCCGUCGCUUCGGUCACUACUGUUCAGGCCCAGAUGUACUUUGCCGACAACCUACCAGAAGCAGUACCAAAGACAUACUGGCUUCAGGCAAAGACUAUUUACACUGCACCAAAGUCUUGCACAAUUCAACUUGGUCUUUGCGUCCUCGGUAAGGGCAAGUUAUUCGUCGACGGCCAAGAAAAGAUCGACCUUUACACCAGUCAGCCAGAAAAGACUCUGCAGACCCCCAUGUUUGACCAAGCUAGCAUGGAAGUCACUGCUGAGCUUGAGGUACAGGAGGGAAAGCAGUACGAGAUUCUGGUCUAUCUUAAGAAUGAAGCUGCUACUGCAGGAGUAGGCGCGCUGAACUGCGGUGGGUUGAGAGUUGGCUGCUGUGAGAAGAUCGACCCUGCUACUGCUCUUGCAGAGGCUGUCAAGUUGGCUUCAGAGGUUGAUGUGCCUAUUGUUAUUGCUGGACUAAAUAGUGACUUUGAGAGCGAAGCGCUUGAUCGCAAGUCGCUUGAUUUACCACCAGCUGUUGAUAAGCUCAUCACAGCAGUUAUUAAGGCAAACAAAAACACGGCAAUUAUUUUAACCAAUUUCCACCAGGUCGUCGUAACGCAGUCAGGCUGCCCAAUCCUCAUGCCCUGGCUCGAUGACACCCCGACACUCGUUCACGCUUGGUUUGGCGGCCAAGAGACCGGCAACGCAAUUGCCGACGUGCUCUUUGGCAAGACCAACCCCAGUGGGCGACUUUCUCUCACAUUCCCUAAGAGGCUCGAAGAUACACCUGCUUUCUUGACCUUUGGCAAGGGAGAGAGGGAGAUUCAUUAUGGAGAAGGUGUCUUUGUCGGGUACCGCUAUUACGAAAAGCUACGGAACUCUCCGCUGUUUUACUUUGGGUUUGGUCUCUCUUACAGUCAGUUUGAGUAUUCGAACCUGCAGGUACCAGAAAAGGUCAACCUGUUUGAGACAGACACUUUCGAUGUUUCAGUUGACGUCACCAACACCAGCAACCGUGGUGGACACGAAGUUGUUCAGCUCUACGUGGCUGACAAGACGAGCACGGCCCCAAGGCCACUCAAGGAACUGAAGGCCUUCAAAAAGGUCUGGAUAGAUGCUGCACAGUCGCAAAAGGUGACGAUUUCCCUCGAUAAAUAUGCCUUGUCUUUCUGGAGCGAGAUAGAAUGCAAGUGGCUGGCUGAGGCGGGAGUGUUUGAGGUCAUUAUUGCCAGAAGCUCUGAUCCGAAGGAUGAAUUGCUUCGCGCAGAGUUUGAAUUAGUCAAGAACUUUACGUGGAAUGGCGUUUAG
This is a messenger RNA of Fusarium vanettenii 77-13-4, 2544 nucleotides long. RefSeq lists its product as uncharacterized. The record is from RefSeq and is a predicted model, not a curated record. Bases 1 to 2544 code for a protein of 847 amino acids. NCBI's taxonomy places the organism in Eukaryota, Fungi, Ascomycota, Sordariomycetes, Hypocreales, Nectriaceae. The transcript has 4 exons. Gene Ontology annotation, biological process: glucan catabolic process. Gene Ontology annotation, molecular function: beta-glucosidase activity.